AUGCCUUCAGCAGCACCUCCACAAGCCGAAGUGGCCGGACCGCCACGAACAGAACUCGAAGAAUUGCAAAUUAAAGCAAAUCAAGUUACAGAUGAGUCCUUGGAGAGUACUCGACGAAUGUUGGCUCUUUGCGAAGAGGGCAAAGAGGCUGGCAUCCGCACACUGGUUGCCCUCGACGAUCAAGGAGAGCAAUUGGAACGAAUCGAAGAAAAUAUGGAUAAGAUUCGAGCUGAUAUGAUGGAUGCUGAAAAAGCCCUCAGCGGCAUGGAAAAAUGUUGUGGAAUUUGUGUUUUGCCAUGGAAAAAAAAUAAUGCAUUCAAAGAGGACGAAGGUGCAUGGAAAGGUGAAGGCGAUGGCAAAGUUGUGAAUAAUCAACCGCAACGUGUCAUGAUGGAUGGACAAGGGGUGAUGGCAUCUGGUUACAUUGGAAAAAUCACAAACGAUGCACGCGAAGACGAAAUGGAAGAAAAUAUGGGUCAAGUCAAUACAAUGAUCGGAAAUCUACGGAACAUGGCAAUCGAUAUGGGAUCCGAGCUUGAAAAUCAGAAUCGUAUGGUUGACAGAAUUAACGCAAAGGGUGAAUCGAACGAAACAAGAAUAGCGGUGGCAAACGAACGAGCUCAUCAACUUCUCAAAUAAAUUGUCUUCAUCAUAUAUAUGCACACCAUAUGCUAAAACAACUCAAAAACCAAACCAAAUGGACAACCCAACCAUACAGAAGAUGCCAAUUUGAUUACGAAGGAGAUUAAGAAAUGAAAUGACAGUAUCUAUACAAAUUAUGUAUUAAGAUUGAUAGCAAUCAUAAAAGAUGAUGAUAAAAAUACGAUAAUAGGCGGAAUUCGUACUGAUGUACAGAACAAAAUUCAAUUUAAUUUGUUUAAAAAAGAAAAUGAAACGUCUGUAAAGGACGCCAAAAAGUGCAUUUAUUCUUAAUUUUCGCUCUUCGAAAAAAGCCAUUUGUUGCAUAUUUUUGUUUUCUCUCAUUUUCAUUUCGUUUUAUUAGAGAGAUUUGGUUAUGAUAAUAGAUAUACUAUAUAUAUAAUAUGGAAACAGAGAGAAGAUUUUGAAAUAGUUUUGUUUUGCUCCCUACAUUGAAUUAUGUAAAAAUAUAUUUAAGUUUUCGACUUCAAUUACAUUAAAAUGAUGAAUAUAAAGAAAAUGUCAAAAAAAUAGAGAAUGAAUCUCAUCACAUCUACAAAAAAAACUACAAGAAUAGUAUAGAUAUUGGAACAACUAUUUGGUUCGUUUCAUAAAAACGAAAUCAACAAAAGUCAGAAAGAGAUAAAGAUAGACAUAGAAAGAGAUAAAAGAGAUACUAGAAACAUUGGUUUUCUAACAUUAUUAUAAUACAUUUAUAUGCAUUUAAAUUAAUUAUUAAUUCUGCUGUAGUACUACAAUAUAAAUAGUUUCGUUUACUUAUUAUCGAUUUGUAGAUAAAUUAUUUAUAAUCUCACACAAUUUCAUUCGAAAAAAAAAAAACUAAAAAACAUAUGGAUGGACGAAAUAUUAAUAAAUGGUAACCAAAUUACGCGUAAAAUCGACUUGUUCGAAUUACUGUUCCGUUCAUUCGAUCACAAGUCCUACUUUAAAUAAGAAAGACGAAAUUGCAAUACGCAGCAUUUCGACAUUUUGCAGCAUUUUUAUGCUAAAAUAUUGUAAUGAAUUAAAACUUUCCCCCCAUGCAAAUGUGUGCCUUGCUCUCAUAUAUGUGACACGAGGGCAGACACAAAUACGUACUCACAUCCCACAUACACUGCAAAAAGAAAACCAAUAAAAAAAAGUAAAAACACCAUGUGCAUAAGCGAAUCUAGUGUUAUGUUUAUUUGCCAGCCGAUCAAAACAUAAUAAUUAAAUUUGCAAUAAAUGUAUAUCUGCACAAAAAUCUCUCACCCUUCGAAAAUACUGAAAAUUAUUGAAAAAAAAAAAAUGAAAAAAAAAAAAAACAAACAAAAUACAAAAGCAACACAAAAACUGCAACUUUUUUAAACCUAAUCCUUGUUGAUCUUUCCAGUUGAAUUUUUUAUUCAUUAAACAAAUUUGCAUAUAUUAAAAACUAUAUAUAGGAAGAUUUGUUCAUCCAUUGCAAGAUAUGUGUGUUGCAGUUCAGUUUUGGGUAGGCAUUUUUGUGAACAUUUCAGGUAUUUCCAAUGGAAGUAAAAAAAAAAAAA
Messenger RNA from Contarinia nasturtii (swede midge), 2168 nucleotides. RefSeq names its product synaptosomal-associated protein 25-like. The transcript is spliced from 8 exons. Gene Ontology annotation, biological process: synaptic vesicle priming; synaptic vesicle fusion to presynaptic active zone membrane; exocytosis. The coding region runs from base 1 to 639 and encodes 212 amino acids. Gene Ontology annotation, cellular component: SNARE complex; plasma membrane. The record is from RefSeq and is a predicted model, not a curated record. NCBI's taxonomy places the organism in Eukaryota, Metazoa, Arthropoda, Insecta, Diptera, Cecidomyiidae. Gene Ontology annotation, molecular function: syntaxin binding; SNAP receptor activity.